This is a messenger RNA of Rodentolepis nana, 693 nucleotides long. The record is from the annotation of a GenBank genome assembly. Lineage: Eukaryota; Metazoa; Platyhelminthes; Cestoda; Cyclophyllidea; Hymenolepididae.
UCAAUCCCUCUAAUUGCACUUCAAUUCAAGGAACCAUUUCAAAGAGGGUUCUUUCCGGGCGAUAAUACAAUUGCUUACCCCAUGAAACCCAAUACUAUAUCGAUGUCUUUGGCCGCAUUUAUUGGUUUAUCUGCGCCUCUUCUGCCUAUGUUUAUAUUAGAAAUAUAUCUGGCCUAUCGGGACAGUUUUCCACGAGAUACAGACACGAAAGUUCCUUUGAUAUUCUUCCAACUGUACAAAUAUAUCGGAUGUGUAGCCUUCUCAUUCCUUUCCCUCAUGCUGAUAGUCAAUGUUGGGAAGGAGACAUUUGGGAGCUUGCGGCCCUUCUUUCUUGAAGCUUGCAUUCCGGCUAACAAUGUCGGUCCGAAUUAUCAGACGGUUAUCAACUGUACAUCGGAUGAUGCAAGAAUUAUUGAAGAAGCUAGGGUUUCGUUUCCUUCCGGUCAUUCCGCUUGCAUGGCUUGGUCAGCUGCUAUGACCAUUUUUUAUUUACAGAUCCGUUUCCCCAAAAGCCAAUUUAUGAUGCUCAAAUCACUAUAUGAAUGUGCGGUUGCCAUCAUUGCAUACUAUGUCUGUUUGACCCGCAUCCAAGACAACUGGCAUCGAAGCGUUGAUGUAAUCACAGGAGCUCUCCUUGGAAUUUUAUCUGCUACCAUGAUCUUCUUAAUCCCGUCGGUUCAAUGGGAUAGGUAA